AUGCUUGCAGCAAGGAGCAGAUGCGUCUCGCGCGUUGCCACACUCCGCGCGAGCUCCCUAACAGCACUCACACGCUCUAACACACGACUAAUAUCACACCCACCAUCACCAAAAUCACUCCAGCCUUUGUUAUCUGUUCGCACAUAUGCUCGAGGUCGACCACAGCCUCCAGGCGGGACCCACCGCAUGAACAUGGGAGGAGAAGAGGAGAAACCUGCACUCGAACAGUAUGGUAUUGACCUUACUCAACGCGCCAGAGAUGGCAAACUCGACCCCGUGAUUGGAAGGGAUGCCGAAAUCCAACGAACCAUCCAAGUACUGUCGCGGCGUACCAAGAACAAUCCUGUUCUCAUUGGUUCAGCAGGAACGGGUAAAACUGCCAUCCUCGAAGGUCUAGCGCAAAGAAUUGUGAGAGGAGACGUCCCUGAGAGUAUCAGGGAGAAGAAAGUCAUCUCCCUUGAUCUAGGCUCACUCAUAGCUGGCGCAAAGUUCCGAGGCGACUUUGAAGAGCGUCUGAAGAACGUGCUGAAGGAAACCCAAGAAGCCGAGGGCAAGGUUAUUCUCUUUGUCGACGAACUUCACACUCUACUCGGACUUGGCAAAGCCGAAGGCAGUAUCGACGCUAGCAACCUACUUAAGCCCGCCCUCUCCCGUGGUGAACUCCAAUGCUGUGGUGCCACCACUUUGAACGAGUACAGAUUGAUCGAGAAGGACGUUGCUCUGGCUCGACGUUUCCAACCUAUCCUCGUUGGUGAGCCCAGUGUGCAAGACACCAUCUCUAUCCUUCGAGGUAUCAAAGAUCGCUACGAAGUUCACCACGGUGUCCGCAUCACCGAUUCUGCGCUCGUCGCUGCUGCCACUUACAGCAACCGAUACAUCACCGAUAGAUUCCUACCAGACAAAGCAAUUGAUCUGGUAGACGAAGCCAGCAGUGCUUUGCGACUCCAGCAGGAAAGCAAGCCCGAUGCGAUUCAGAAACUCGACCGCGAGAUCAUGACCAUCCAGAUCGAGCUCGAGUCGCUACGGAAAGAAAAGGACAUUGCGAGUAAGGAGCGUAGAGAGCAGCUGGAGAAGAGUCUCACGCUCAAGCAAGACGAAGUUGGCUUGCUUACUGAGAAAUGGGAAAAGGAGCGAGCCGAGAUCGAAGAGGCCAAGGGCAUUAAGGAGAAGCUUGAACAGGCUCGCCUUGAUCUCGAGCAAGCCCAGCGAGCUGCUGAUUUGGCUCGUGCCAGUGAGCUACGUUACAGCACCAUCCCAGAAUUGGAGAAGAAGCUCCCAAACGAGAAUGCAGAGGGGGCGGUCGAUUCCGACGGCAACGCCCUCUUACAUGAUUCGGUCAACGCAGACGAUAUUGCUGCAGUUGUUGCACGAACCACUGGCAUUCCUGUAAACAAGCUGAUGUCAGGUGAGAUCGAAAAACUUGUGCACAUGGAGGAUAGUUUGCGCCAAUCUGUCCGCGGCCAGGACGAAGCACUCACCGCUGUUGCCAACGCUGUCCGCAUGCAGCGUGCGGGCUUGAGUGGCGAGAAUCGACCUCUUGCAUCUUUCAUGUUCUUGGGACCUACAGGUGUUGGCAAGACUGAGCUUUGCAAGAAGAUGGCUGAGUUUCUCUUCUCCACCGAGUCCGCCGUCACUCGCUUCGACAUGAGUGAGUUCCAGGAGAAGCACACAGUCAGUCGCUUGAUCGGAAGUCCUGCUGGAUAUGUAGGCUAUGAAGACGCCGGUCAGCUCACCGAGGCUGUUCGUCGAAAGCCAUACGCCGUCCUUCUUUUCGACGAGUUCGAAAAGGCACACAAAGACAUUUCGACUCUGCUUUUGCAGGUUCUCGAUGAAGGCUUCCUUACUGACGCCCAAGGACAUAAGAUUGAUUUCCGCAAUACCAUGAUCGUUCUGACGUCGAACCUGGGUGCCGAAGCACUCCUUGCAGAUGAGAGCUCCAGCAGCGAAAUUUCAUCUGAGGUGAAGGCGGACGUUAUGGACGUGGUGCAAUCAGCGUAUGCUCCUGAGUUCUUGAACCGUGUUGACGAGUUUAUCAUCUUCAAGCGUCUCUCACGCGAUGCCCUUAGAGACAUUGCAGAUAUCCGCCUCAAGGAGCUGCAGGCUAGACUUGAUGACCGCCGCAUAAAACUUGACGUACCAGAUGAUGUCAAAGCCUGGCUUUGCGAGAAGGGAUACGAGCCUCGCUACGGUGCUCGCCCUCUCAACCGUCUCAUUUCUAAGGAGAUUGGCAAUGGCCUGGCCGACAAGAUCAUCCGCGGACAAAUCAAAACUGGAGACGUGGCUAGGAUUGCUGUUCGCUCUGACGGAGAGCAUCUCGAGGUCAUCGCACCGUAG
This is a messenger RNA of Aureobasidium uvarum, 2334 nucleotides long. Lineage: Eukaryota; Fungi; Ascomycota; Dothideomycetes; Dothideales; Saccotheciaceae. The record is from the annotation of a GenBank genome assembly.